UAGAUUCUUCCUUUAAUAUUUGAACCUUGGAUGGUGGCAGACCGUUCAGUUCGUGUCAAGUGGUGUGUUCGAGUGUUUCGCUUAAAACGUAAAAUUUUUCUAUUUUAAAGUGGCUACAUAUCUUCCACCAUUCCGCAACUAAUCAAGGGCCAGCCGAAAGGGUGGCUUCCUUCCAAUAAGGGUUCGGGUCGGCUGGUGUGCAGCCCUCUAAGCUUGGUCGACUGGCGUGAGGCACUAAACGGAGACCCCCCGUGGCAGUGCUGACAGCUUACACAAAUUAACUAUUAUUAGAUUUUAGUUAGACACAACUCUGUCCAAGACUGGACACAGGCUGCCUCUUUGCUCAUUCGUACCAGUGACUUGCCCUCUACUGCACCCUACCCUCACCCCUAACCUCAACAUGAGGAAUGUCUCAGUGACCGACAUGAUCCACGUGCUGGACUCGAAAACCACCCCCCAGGACGUGCUGCGGGCCAUCGCCCUCUCUGGAGUUCAGGAGAAUGCUUUCUAUGUCCUUGAUGUUGGAGAUAUUGUCCAGAAACACCAGGAGUGGAAAAUCAAGAUGCCCAGGGUCGAGCCUUUUUAUGCUGUGAAGUGUAACGAUAGUAAGCUGGUGUUGGCUGUGCUCGCUGCUCUCGGCACUGGUUUUGACUGCGCCAGCAAGGCAGAGAUCUCCAAGGUGACUGAACUCGGCGUGGACACCAGCCGUAUUAUCUUCGCCAACCCUGCUAAGAUGGCAUCCCACAUCCGCUACGCUGCCGCCAAUGGAGUCACCACUAUGACAUUUGACAACGAGUGUGAAAUUUACAAGGUCAAGACCCUUCAUCCUAAUGCCAGGAUGGUGCUACGUAUCCGCUGUGACGCUGCUGUUGCUCAGUGUCAGUUGGGAAUGAAAUUUGGCUGUGAUGCGGUAACUGAGGCUCCUCGCCUUCUCAAGCUGGCAGCAAAGCUGGGAGUCAACGUGAUCGGAAUCAGCUUCCAUGUUGGCUCAGGUUGCCAGGAUCCUCCGGUGUUCCGUCGGGCCAUCUCAGCCGCCCGGAAUCUUUUUGACCUUGGCUCACAGCUCGGCUUCAACAUGCAUCUGCUGGAUAUUGGUGGUGGCUACCCAGGCAAUCGUGGCAGCUCCAUUGACAAGAUUGCUGAUGUGGUGAAUGCUGCCUUGGAUGAAUUCUUCCCAUUGACAAUGGGUGUCAGUGUCAUCGCAGAGCCUGGUCGCUUCUACGUCGCAUCCGCAUACACACUUGCGACGCUGGUUCACUCCAAGCGUGACACCAUGUACUACAUCAACGAUGGAGUCUAUGGUUCCUUCAACUGCAUCCUGUAUGAUCACGCUGUCGUCAAUCCCAUCCCACUUGUUAACAAGCCGGGAAAACUGCAGGAGAGUUCUGUGUGGGGACCAACGUGUGACGGUCUGGACCAGGUGGUAACCAGUGUGAUGCUUCCUUCAUUAGACGUUGGGGACUGGCUGGUCUUUGAGGACAUGGGGGCCUACACCCUCCCUGUUGCUUCCACCUUCAAUGGCUUCCCAGUGCCCAAAGUGCACGCUGUCAUCAGUGAAGAUCUCUGGAACUCCUUGAAGAACUUGCUGCCACUGACUGAGGAUCAUUUCACUCUCCAGAACAACAACUGGGAGUCAAUUUGGGACAUGCCCUCCCCUCCCCUGUCUUCUUCUCCCCCCUCCCCCUCAUCCUACAUGUAUGAGCUCAUCGCUUGAUCGGACUUCUGGCUACAAUCCUGGCACCCUCAGUUGCGUUAGCACAGACUGCCGCCAUCAUUCCUUCUCUACACGAGACCGCCUACACGUACACUUAACAUGUGUUCAUCAAUGUUCUGCAUUUAACAGAUUUCUAGAUUUGCAUUGGAUGUAGCUUUUUAUUUCCAUAACUGUUAAUAAAAGUAACUUUUUAUUAUUGUUUUAAAAAUAUCUAUUUACUUUGGUUACAAAUUGUACGUUAGGCGUGCUUGUGUGGUAUAGUGCUAUCACAACUUAUUCGGCUUGUGAUUUUCGGUUUGUGGAUGAUUAUUUUAUCUCUUGGUCUUUUAAAUCAUAGUCUGAUUAUUUGAGUCACCUUCGCACAAUUGUUAUCGUAUAUAUUCUUGUUUACUCUAUUAUUGUUUUUGUUUAAACAGGGUACUUACUUGAUGGAAUUUGUUAUUUUGAUUUUUUACUUCUUUGUUUGUAAUUUCAAUACAGGUGACAAUGAAUAUUGAAUAACAUUCUAUAAUCUUUUUUAGAUAUAAUCUUUAUUGAAUAUUUUCAGUUUUAUUUUUCUAGUCAUCAGCAAAAUAUUGCUAAUAACAAAAACUUAGCUUUGUUAUAUGUUGAAAAUUUAUAGAUUUUGUAAUUUAAUACUAACAGCUUGAAAGCAUGCUGUACUAAUUUUUACACCAUGUACAAAAAUAAUUAAAUACAUUAUUUAAAAGCUUAACUAGCAGUUAUAAAUGAUGACUAGAAAACUGAAAUAUUAGUCUACCUAGCUGACAACCAUUCCAGAUCAAUUUACGUUGUUUGUUCUUUAUAUAUUUGUAUGUUUCUAUCGGGGUUGUGGGUUGGUAGGAUAAGUAGACGGCGCGUAACAGCCCUGGUGGCGCGGGGCUUGCGGUUCGAAUUUGUGAAGAGGCAGCUUUGGUGGUAAAUCAAAGGAAAUAAUAAUUUUAUGUUUAUUUAAAAUAUUAAUUGUGUGUAAAUGUAACAUUGUGUAGAUGUAGCAAUAAAAUCAUGAAUAUUUA
This is a messenger RNA of Homalodisca vitripennis (glassy-winged sharpshooter), 2730 nucleotides long. Its product is annotated as ornithine decarboxylase-like. Bases 401 to 1714 code for a protein of 437 amino acids. NCBI's taxonomy places the organism in Eukaryota, Metazoa, Arthropoda, Insecta, Hemiptera, Cicadellidae. The record is from RefSeq and is a predicted model, not a curated record. Gene Ontology annotation, molecular function: ornithine decarboxylase activity. Gene Ontology annotation, cellular component: cytoplasm. The transcript is spliced from 8 exons.